UUCGUGCCCAACAGCUGUACUUCUUCUGUUUUGUUGUCAAAACAAACUAAAUUGUGCCAAAUAAUCAUCAAUACUACAUGUUUUGCAAUUCUGAAGAGCCAAACAAGAAAAUGGAGAAAAUAUGCAGAGUUUGCGUGGGUACGUCUGCAGCAUUCACAAACAUUUUCGACAAGCCACAAAACUGGGAUACUUGCAUUGCUGACAUGAUAGCGGAGUUCACCGGCUACGAGGUUAGCCGAGGCGAUUUACUGCCAGAAAACAUAUGUCCGCCCUGCCUUGAGGAUGCAGUGAGUGCAUUCAAUCUAAAGACCAUCUGUGUGCAGAGCCACAGACUCUACUUCCAAGAAAGGGAGACGGGUAUGGAAGAGGUCCUCUGUGAUAAUCGUGACGACGAGAACUGUGAUGAAAAAGUCAAAAAAGAUGAUAAGGACGUCGAUGCUUUAUUUAGAUGCCCCCAUUGUUCAAAGCGGUAUACGCAUAGAAGCAACUUAUAUAGACACAUCAAAUUUCAUACGGGUGAACGACCCUACAAAUGCCCCGACUGCUCAAAGUCAUUUAUACAAAAAAGCGAACUCGAAGUACACAUCCGUAUUCACACGGGUGAGCGACCGUUUGAGUGCACGCAUUGCUCGAAGACGUUUAAGCAGAACUCCCAUCUUCAAAUACACAUCCGUACCCACACAAGAGAUCGGCCCCAUCAAUGCUCCGAAUGUCCGAAGUCAUUUCAAGAACUGUCUCAUCUAAAAGUACACAGCCGCACACACACCGGAGAGCGACCGUAUACAUGUUCUCAUUGCCCAAAGUCGUUUUCCCAUGCCGGAACACUUCGGGAUCAUAUCUUGUUGCAUACCGGUGAACGACCAUACCAAUGUUCAGACUGCUCUAUGUCGUUUGCACAAAAAUCAGAGCUGCAAGUGCACAUACGCUCUCAUACGGGAGAGCGACCGUUUAAGUGCUCUCAAUGCCCCAAGUCCUUUGCCCGAGCCGCUUGCCUACGGGCUCAUAUCCGUUUGCAUACUGGCGAACGACCCUACCAGUGUUCCCACUGCCCGAAGUCCUUUAUACAAAAAUCCAAUCUUGAUACACACUUACGUACUCACACGGUGGACCGAUCCGACCACCAAUGCUCCUACUGCUCAAAGUCCUUUAUGAAAAGUUCCGAUCUCCAAGCACAUAUCUGUAUUCACACUGGAGAGCAUCCUUACAAGUGCUCGUUCUGCUCAAAGGCCUUUAUUCACAACUCAUCUCUGAAAAGACAUACCCUUUCUCACACGGGACAAGAGCUUUCAAGUCUACCCGAUGCAUAAAUUCCCUUCUAUCGAACUCACAUCCAUAGGCUCCAUGAAGAAUGGCACGAGUUCUUCCACUGCAGAUCGAGAUCUUGAAACUUUCCGGAAUAACUAAAAACGAGCGAAAUAGUCUCAGAAAAAGAACACCUUUAGGCGUACAUUCGAAUACGAGUGAAUGGUUGCAACUAUUAAAGGGAUCCACACAAAUCACA
Drosophila pseudoobscura is the source of this 1501-nucleotide messenger RNA. Its product is annotated as zinc finger protein 501-like. Gene Ontology annotation, biological process: regulation of transcription by RNA polymerase II. The record is from RefSeq and is a predicted model, not a curated record. Gene Ontology annotation, cellular component: nucleus; nucleoplasm. The transcript is spliced from 2 exons. Bases 78 to 1307 code for a protein of 409 amino acids. NCBI's taxonomy places the organism in Eukaryota, Metazoa, Arthropoda, Insecta, Diptera, Drosophilidae. Gene Ontology annotation, molecular function: DNA-binding transcription repressor activity, RNA polymerase II-specific; zinc ion binding; RNA polymerase II cis-regulatory region sequence-specific DNA binding.